AUGGUUUAUAAGUGGCAUGGACUUUUCAAACAUGGUCGAGAUUCAAUUAAAGACGACCCUCGCUCUGGGCUGCCAGUUGAGGCCACCACAUCAGACAUCGUCGAAAAAGUCGAAAAACUUGUACUGGAAGACACACGUUUAAAGAAAAAACAAUUAUCUGCAUUUAUUGGAGUAUCAGAUACAACCAUUUUGCGGAUCCUGCACGACGACUUGGGCAUGACUAAAGUCAGUGCAAGAUGGGUGCCGAGAAUGCUCACGCUGCUUCAAAAACAGCAGCGCAUCGACGCGUCUAAGCACUUUUUGGAGGUGUGUGGAGACAACCCUAUGCAGAUUUUGGAGCGGAUUGUUACUGGAAAUGAAACAUGGGUUCAUCACUUUGAACCUGAAUCAAAACAGGAGUCCAUGCAAUGGCACACCACCUCCCAAGAAAUUCAAAGUGUCAGAAUCGGCUGGAAAGUUGAUGGCCACUGUUUUUUGGGAUUGUGA
Molecule: messenger RNA, 486 nt
Organism: Aricia agestis (brown argus)
Lineage: Eukaryota; Metazoa; Arthropoda; Insecta; Lepidoptera; Lycaenidae
Product: protein GVQW3-like
Exons: 1
Coding region: 1-486 (161 amino acids)
Molecular function (GO): nucleic acid binding
Source: RefSeq, a predicted model, not a curated record